Paralichthys olivaceus (Japanese flounder) is the source of this 2188-nucleotide messenger RNA. RefSeq names its product galactosamine (N-acetyl)-6-sulfatase (gene galns). NCBI's taxonomy places the organism in Eukaryota, Metazoa, Chordata, Actinopteri, Pleuronectiformes, Paralichthyidae. Gene Ontology annotation, molecular function: N-acetylgalactosamine-6-sulfatase activity; arylsulfatase activity. The record is from RefSeq and is a predicted model, not a curated record.
GUUUAGCGGUUUCUUUUCAGCUCAGCACGUGACGCUGCAUCAUUUGUCAACACAAGACAAAUCAACGAUGUUAAAUCAAAUGAAUAGUAAAGAAACCCAAACCGAUUGAAGCAGUCGUCUGAAAACAAACACUGCUCUGCGUCGUGUGUAAACAUUACUGUGAAAACGAAGCACUUCCUUCAUUCUGGUGAUCACGUGACUGCAGCAGCAGGACUGUCGGUGAUGUCUGUUCUAACUGUGACUCUGAUCGCUGCGCUCAUUUGUUGCUCGUUAACAGAACAGACAGCAAAUGUUUCACCCCCGAACAUCAUCAUCAUGCUCAUGGAUGAUAUGGGCUGGGGGGACUUGGGGGUGUUGGGCCAGCCCUCUAAGGAGACCCCCAACCUGGAUGCCAUGGCAGCUCAGGGCAUGCUGCUUCCAAACUUCUACACCGCCAACCCUCUCUGUUCCCCAUCCAGAGCUUCGCUUCUCACCGGUCGGCUGCCUGUCAGAAACGGUUUCUACACUACUAAUGCUCACGCCAGAAACGCAUACACACCGCAGGAGAUAGUGGGAGGAAUCUCUAAGGAGGAGAUUUUGUUACCGCGUUUGCUGAAGAAAAGGGGCUAUGUCAGCAAGAUAGUUGGAAAGUGGCAUCUGGGCCACAGACCACAGUACCUUCCUCUGGAAAAUGGUUUCGAUGAAUGGUUCGGAGCACCAAACUGCCACUUUGGCCCCUACAACAACAGUGUCAGACCCAACAUCCCCGUCUACAACAAUUCUGAGAUGAUCGGCAGAUACUAUGAGGAGUUUAAGAUUGACAGAAAAACUGGAGAGUCCAACCUCACACAGAUCUAUUUAAUGGAAGGUCUUGACUUCAUAGUCCGUCAGGCUGAGGCUGGACGGCCCUUCUUCCUCUACUGGGCACCUGACGCCACUCACGCCCCUGUCUACGCCUCCAGACAAUUCCUAGGGAAGAGCCAGCGAGGCCGGUAUGGAGAUGUGGUGAUGGAGCUGGACUACAGCGUCGGUCAGAUCUUGUCAAGGCUGCGGACUCUGGGCAUCGACAAUAACACGUUAGUCUUCUUCACUUCAGACAACGGAGCCGCUCUUAUAUCCGCCCCAGAUGAAGGUGGCAGCAACGGGCCGUUCCUCUGUGGGAAGCAGACCACUUUUGAGGGGGGCAUGAGGGAGCCUGCCAUUGCCUGGUGGCCUGGUUACAUUAAAGCAGGCACGGUGAACUUCCAGUUGGCCAGUGUGAUGGACCUGUUCAUCACCAGUCUGAGUCUGGCCGGCAUUAGCCCUCCUGAUGACAGAACCCUGGACGGACUGGACCUGACACCGGUCCUGCUCAGCCGCUCCCACACACUUGAUAACAGGCCAAUCUUCUAUUACCGUGGUGACGAGCUGAUGGCUGUGAGGCUUGGACAGUAUAAAGCGCACUACUGGACCUGGACCAACUCAUGGCAGGAAUAUAAAAAAAGCAUUAACUUCUGUCCAGGUCAAGACGUCCCAGACGUGACCACUCACGACCAGAGAGAGCACACACAGCAGCCAAUCAUUUUCCACCUGGGACGGGAUCCUGGGGAAAAGUUCCCAAUCAGCAUUUUGACUCAGGAGUACGAGGACGUGCUGAGAAGAAUCUCUCCAGUUGUGGAGGAGCAUAAGGACUCUCUGGUGCCCGGGAUCCCUCAGCUCAACAUGUGCGACCUCGCAGUGAUGAAUUGGGCCCCCGCAGGCUGCGAGAAGUUAGGAAAGUGUCUCAAAGCGCCAAAGUCUGAGCCGUGGAAGUGCGACUGGCCACACUGAGAACAAAACUGCGGAGCCAGACAUAAGGAAAAGGAAGCAAAACCUAAAAUGUGCCUUUCUGAAAAAAACACACUAUUUAACAGGAAAUUGUUUUUAAAUGUUUUUUUGUGCAGAAAUGGUUCAGGGACAAUGUUGAGUAGAACCAAGAGACUCAUCUUGGCGUAACAACAUUCAUUUACAGUAAAUAACUUUUACUGCUGUGAUUUAAAAGAUCCAACGAGUGAACUGAGUAAAUGGAUCACGACUCAUUUCAGAGAUGUGGAUUUAUUUUGACCAUGCCUCAAGUCAUAAAAAAUACCAUGUGGGAUUCAUGGAUUGUUUCUAUUAUAGGUUGUUUUUUUUUGAAUAAAAUAUGUUUUAUUCACUCGUAUCAUACAUUUAUUGUGGGCUGAUGUAAAAA